CUUCCGUUUCUCUUGGCAACGGAGAGACGCGAAGAAAAGGCUGAGGAGCUGUCUCGGGCAGCCGUUCACAGACAAAAUGGCAGGAACUGAGCACACUGAAAUUGAGGAGACACUGAAGAGGAUUGAAGCCCAUAAAGGUGUGAUUGGAACAAUUGUGGUAAAUGCAGAGGGUAUUCCCAUCAGAACAACUUUAGAUAACUCCACAACGGUUCAAUAUGCAGGACUUCUUCGCCAACUCACGAUGAAGGCCAGGAGCACAGUGAGGGAUAUCGACCCUCAGAAUGACCUCACCUUCCUCCGCGUGCGCUCCAAGAAACAUGAGAUCUUGGUGGCACCAGAGAACGAUUUUCUGCUGAUAGUCAUUCAGAACCCAUGUGAAUAGCUGCUGGACAUUUCCAUGAGAGUCAGCCUUUGUUUUGUCACAUGGUGGUGCUCUAUCCAGGCAAAUUAUUUUUUUCCCCCACUGUGUUGUUGCAUCAUGUACUGCCUAAUCCCCCUUUUUUCACUUGGAACUCAAGUAUAUUGCCUUAAUCUUUAUCUUUAUGAUAAAUUGUUUGUUUUACCCUCCUUAUUCUGAUUGAAAAACCUGAAUAAAUGUGGAUGCUUCCA
This is a messenger RNA of Epinephelus lanceolatus (giant grouper), 609 nucleotides long. Its product is annotated as dynein light chain roadblock-type 2. NCBI's taxonomy places the organism in Eukaryota, Metazoa, Chordata, Actinopteri, Perciformes, Serranidae. The record is from RefSeq and is a predicted model, not a curated record. Gene Ontology annotation, biological process: microtubule-based movement. Gene Ontology annotation, cellular component: cytoplasmic dynein complex.